This is a messenger RNA of Patiria miniata (bat star), 1831 nucleotides long. RefSeq names its product fucolectin-1-like. Lineage: Eukaryota; Metazoa; Echinodermata; Asteroidea; Valvatida; Asterinidae. Bases 1 to 600 code for a protein of 199 amino acids. The record is from RefSeq and is a predicted model, not a curated record. The transcript has 4 exons.
AUGAAUGUUUUCAUAGUAGGGCUUUUUCUGAUUCUUCUGGCAAAAAGCUGCCAUGGCCAGUGUCGACAUUGGUUGACUCCCGAGUUACACUACUUUGACGAUAACAAGGAAACGUCAGCAGGAACAUAUGGUUCUGGGACGUUCAGCAUCGUUGGUCUGCCGGCACAUCAAAGUUCAACGUAUCCCGGACUGUUAGCUGGUAACGCAGUGGACGGCAGUAGUUCAUCAAUGAUCGGCUCUUGUUCACACACCUUUAUUGACGAUCCGGCUCCAUGGUGGAGAGUCGAUCUUGGAGUGGACCACUGCAUCGGGAAAGUCCGAGUUCUGAAUCGUGGAGUCUGCUGCAGCGAUCGAUUGACAGGCGCUGUUGUCCGCGCUGGUAACAGCACCACUGUCACCGACAACCCGACUUGUGGCUCACCCGUCACCGCUGACCAAGCCCAACCACUCGGUGGUACCAUCGACUUUGAUUGCCGCCCGCAGUUGAGGGCGCGCUACAUAAGCGUGGAUAUCCCCCACAGGGCUACCUUGCAACUUUGUGAGGUCACGGCAGAGGAAGUACCCCUUGAUUGCUGCUUGGGUAAGAGCAAUGGCGCAUGAACAAAACUGCCAGUGAAUGCGUACAUGUACGGCAUAUUUUAUUUCAUCUCUCUUUACUUUAGCCAGUUUGUUUUAAGACGUCAUUGAUAGUAUGACUUUGAAUAGUUUCUACAACUUUGGAAUUUAUUAAUUGACGAGACAUAUGACUUCGGGAAUCAUGCGUGUACAAACAAAUGCAUGCUUCGAAGUCAACAAGCAUUGCUGUAUUAAUCAAUGCAGUAUUAGUUAGCUGCGGAUAGCAGCUCUACAAGUACUCAUGUCAUUCCGUUAGUUCGUAGGUUGGUAAAGUUAGUUAGUUGGUUAGUUAGUUAGUAACAAACGUUCACAUUGUUUAUUGCCCCUACAAAUUUUAACCGAUUUCAACCAAAGUUUGUCAAAAGUAGCAGUAGCCCAGCCUCAACAUUUCACAUGAUCAGACUGGGGUCAAAGGUCAUCAUGGAGUCAAGGUCAAAGCAACGUCAAAUUUCAAAUAAGCUCAAAUAAGCUCAAAUAAGCCCAAAUGACAAAAGCAGUGCUGUCAACAUGUUGGCCGUGGUCAAACUUUAAAAUAUGUCCGUGGUGACCUCUUCGCCUGACCUACCGUGAGUUAUAGGGUCAAAGGUCAAAAGAGGUCAAAUUUGAAAAAAAAACACCCUCAAAUGACAAAAGUAGCGCUGUCAACAUGUUGGCCUGCGUCAAACAUUAAAAUAUGUCCAUACAGCUAUGGGGUCAAAGGUCAAAAUAAGGUGAACACGCAUUCGUUGGCCCGCAGCUCCCGAGAUCUGAUCGAGCUUGUUUUUUUAAGUACUUUGUUUCAAAACAUUGUAUGGGCCCUAUUUGAUUUUGUUGAUACAAAAUUUAGAAUUUCGUUGCACAAUACGUUGACUCUGAACCUUUAGAACCUCAAGGCCCCGUGCGGUGAAUUUUUCUUAGGAACGAACACGUUUUAUGCAAAUUUCUACUCCUCUUAAAAGUUGGAAAACUAUUUGACAUCUCUUUUUGGUUCAUCUUAUUGAACAGUGCCUUUAUUUCCAUACUUUUCCGGACAAAUGAAGGCACUAAUGCUGUGAUGUCGUUCCAGGAAGACACUGUUCAGUUAAGGGGUUUUCUGUUUAAAUAUUUACCCAAAAUCUGCUCUUUGAAAACGUUUUGUGAGAAAAUGAUUUAAAAUUGAUAUGAAUUGACUUUAUGUUUGAAUGUAAAAAAAUUAAACAAAAUUGUAAAAAUGAAUAAAGAUGUUAUAAUAUUGAUU